AUGGCAUCGUCAACGAAUCAGUACAUUCGCCAGAUCUUGCACCAUAGCGAGGCACCGCCUCCGGUGAAGGCCCGCUUCUUCUACACCUCUCCACUAACCAUAGACGAUCCGCUAUCCCCUUUACCGCCUUCUGCUCAGACUGCCCAGACGACCUACGCGAAACUACCUCCUCGGCCAUUUUCCGAAUUUGAUAACACCGCCCUCGACAAGGCAUGGCAUGACCUCCGCCAUAAGCUUCUUCGGUACAGCGAGCAGCGGGGCGAGAAGCAAAAAGACCCUCAGCCAAGUGGCAGGCAAGAGAAGGGCAAGAAGACAGAACUGGGCAUACUGAGUACUAGCCCCUCUACCCGCCGGCCAGCAUCAACCAGUGAUGCAUCAACGAGGAGCAACAGACUUGCCGACAUAUAUGAGGCACCAGCCAUCCCACCAGAGGCCGAGGCUCACGAUACUACCGGUACCCCUUUCAUUCGUGCUCCCUCAGCACGGAAAGUUGAUCGACUUCAAACCAGACCCAAACCUCAGCCGCUGGACAGCUACCAGUGGGACAAUCCUCCAAAUGCAUCCAAGCAGCCAAUCAAGCCGCGCGCUGACCCAGAAGGCCCUUCUGCAAAGAUAGCUGUCGGUGUGUCGCGGCUGCACCAGGUAGCCAUGCCGGAUCUGAACUUGGAACCUAUAUACUGGCGUCCAGUCAACGAUGUCUCUCCUGUCGUGAGAGCAACUUGGUUCUACAAGGAUACUAUGCUUCCGCUUGAACCUCCUGUGGCCAAUAUGCUCGAAGCGGGCUACACCGAGCUGCAGCCUUGGACCGAAACUUGGAACGAUGAGCUCAACAGUGCUAUCGAGGUUGGUGCUGCUGGAGAAGCCAAGAUCUUGCACAAGCUUUGGCCUGAUUUGUUCAAGAGGCUGGAGAGUAGACCAACCACUUCCAGGGCCGAGAGGGGUAGUGUGACCUCGGCCACAUUUGACGAUGAGCCAUUCUCAGCCGAGAAGGAGCGUGAUCAUAUCGUUGAAGUUGCUUGCGACAUUAUCGAUAUCGCUGCAGGUGUGGAUGGACCUGACAACAAAGCCUCUGGUACAUCAGCAUAUUCCUCUGGAGGCGGUCUGCCAAGAUGGUAUCCUACCGCUGGUGUCAUUUAUGCGAACGCAACCGAAGCUCAUAUCUUGAAGCCCAACCUGCAGCCAUCAGCUUAUCACGGUCGCCGCCCACUCGCGAACUACAUCCGUAAAGGUCGCAAGCUAGGCAUACCUGUUGUUCGGGGUUUCGACCAAGCAGCCUACGAUCGACUGUAUCCGACCAAAAAAACUUCUACUGCGACAAAGGCCGAGGAAGGCGUGUCUACUUCGCAGUCUGGAGCACCUCCAAACCGACGACAGAAGUCUGAUCCUGCUCUUGCUCACGCUGAGCGUCCGAAGGUCACUGAGCUGAUUCUCGUGAUUCAUGGUAUUGGUCAGAAGCUAUCAGAACGUAUGGAGAGCUUCCAUUUCACACACGCAAUCAAUGCGUUCCGCCGAGAGGUCAGCGUUGAGUUGGGCACGGAUAGUGUAAAAGCUCGUUUGAGGAAGAACAUGGGCGGUAUCAUGGUUCUGCCUGUCAACUGGCGCCAAAGUCUCUCAUUCGAGGAUGGCCAAAGAGACGUUCCGGACGACCCAGCGCUGAACGAUUUCGGGCUCAAGGACAUCACGCCGGAGACCUUGCCAUCUGUGCGAAACAUUGUGUCCGAUGUUAUGCUUGAUGUUCCUUACUAUCUGUCCGACCACCAGCCCAAGAUGAUCGCUGCCGUUAUUGCCGAGGCCAAUCGGAUCUACAAGCUGUGGUGCUUGAACAACCCAGGUUUUGCUCAAUAUGGACGAGUUCACAUUAUUGCACACUCACUAGGCAGUGUCAUGGCAGUUGACAUUCUGUCAAAACAGCCAACAUCGAUACCUCCUGAGCUGAAAGAUCCUACCACUGUUGAUCUGGACACUUCACCACUAGAUCAUUUCCUCUUCAACACUUCUGCUCUCUUCUUGUGUGGCUCGCCGGCCGGAUUCUUCUUGCUUUUGAAGCGAGCCUCUCUGAUCCCACGUCUGGGCAAGCAAAAGCCAGGAGCGGACCUGUCAUCAAUCAGAAAGCCGAUCUGUGGAAGCCAUGGAACGUAUGGCUGUCUGCCUGUAGACAAUAUCUACAACAUCGUGAACCCCUAUGAUCCAGUGUCGUACCGUCUCAACGCCACAGUCGAUGCUUCAUAUGCGGCAUCUCUCAAACCAGCAUGGGUGCCGACGGCUAGCUCGGGAUGGUUCUCGUCAUCUGGGUCAUGGUUCCACUCGUCACCUGAAGGAGCGUCGAACACGCGACCAGAUCAACUGCCUAGAUUACCUUCGAACGUCGAGCUGGAAACUCAUAACUUCUCACGGGAAGAGAUUGCUGAGCAGCGUAUGCUGCUUCUGAACGACAACGGCCAGAUUGACUUCUUCCUCAAGUAUGGAGGCGGACCGCUCGAGAUUCAGUACUUGACGAUGCUCGGUGCACACAGCAGCUACUGGCUUCUCAAAGACUUUGUUAGAAUGAUUGUUCUGGAAUGUGGCAGAGGGCUUGGCAGGGAUGGAACAAUAUUGGGCAUGAGAGCGACCAAGAAGAAAGCGCAGUUGACUACCUGA
Molecule: messenger RNA, 2637 nt
Organism: Aureobasidium melanogenum CBS 110374
Lineage: Eukaryota; Fungi; Ascomycota; Dothideomycetes; Dothideales; Saccotheciaceae
Exons: 1
Coding region: 1-2637 (878 amino acids)
Cellular component (GO): cytoplasm
Molecular function (GO): metal ion binding; glycerophospholipase activity
Source: RefSeq, a predicted model, not a curated record